Messenger RNA from Cyclocybe aegerita, 1413 nucleotides. Lineage: Eukaryota; Fungi; Basidiomycota; Agaricomycetes; Agaricales; Hemipholiotaceae. The record is from the annotation of a GenBank genome assembly.
AUGGUGUGUAGCCCGACACUUGCAAGAGAUACCGACCGAAGAACCCCUAUCCCUUACCACGCCAUUCUGUUUCAGAAGACGAAAGGCCUUUGUGGGUUCUUCGUAACCAGUCGUAACGUCAUUUCUCCAAACAUCCUCGCAUUUACCUCGCUCGCAACAACUGAAGCUGUCGUCCUUUCGAGAAUGACGCCUCCAGAUGACUAUGCUUACGAGGUUGUUGCCUGCGCGUAUCACAACCUUCUUAAAGUCCAGCAUGUCUGCAAAACAUUCUUCACUUUUCUUCCCUCAAUCCCUACCAUGUCUUCAAAAAACAUCGUCAUCGUCGGCGGCGGAACCGCAGGUCUUAACGUCUUCAAUGGCCUGACCGCCAAACUCGCCACGUCCACGACGACCUCAAUCAUCCUCGUAACGCCUCGUCCCCACUACACGUCGCUGCCUGCCACUAUUCGCAUGGUGGUGACUGCGGAAGGGGAGCUUGAGAAACACGCACUCAUGUCAUUCCCAGAGAGCUUCAACGAGGGGAACAAGAAGGUCGUGCUCGCCAAGGUUGUUUCCAUCGAAGACGACGAGACGAAAGGGCGAUUCGUCACGUUGGACAACGGCGAGAAGAUCGAGUUCUCCGUGCUUGUUCUCGCGCCCGGAAGCAAGUGGGAGGGCCCGCUUGAUUUCCCGGAGAGCGUGGAUGGGCAGCUGCAAUGGACGAAGGACUGGCGCGAAAAGUUCGCGAAAGCGAAGAGUGUCGCUCUCGUUGGCGGAGGGGCUAUCGGUAUCGAGCUGUCUGGCGAGCUCAAGGACCAGUGGCCGAAUAAACCUGUUACCAUCGUUCAAGGCGAUGCUCUCCUGCUGAACAAAACCUAUCCCGACCGCUUCCGCAAGGACAUUGAGAGGCGCGUUGUCAAGCGCGGUGUCAAAGUUAUUAAGGACGACUUCGUCGACGACGUUGAACCCAAGGAGGGCAAGAUCACUACACGAAAGGGUGUAGCGGUUGAGGCUGAUCUUGUGAUUCCUACUCGUGGUCCUCGGCCCAACACCAAGUUCAUCGAGAGCCUUGGCUCUGACACCCUCACCGAUUCCGGCUUCGUCAAGGUCAAGCCCACGCUACAGCUCGCCAACCACCCGCGUAUCUUCGCAGCUGGAGACGUCAUCGACUAUGCGGAACAGAAGCAGGCAGCGAAGGCUCCGAACCAUGCGGCCAUCAUCGUGAACAACGCGCUUUCUCUCAUCGGCGAGAACCCUAAGGGCUUGAUAAACUACAAGGGCUCCACUGAGUUGAUUGUCAUCACGAACGGAAAGAAUGGUGGCGCUGGAUACUUCGAUAUCCUUUGGGGAAUCUCUAUCGGAGACUGGCUUUCCAGCUUGCUCAAGUCGAAGACCUUGAUGAUCGAGAUGUCUAAGAACAGCCUGAAGCUGUGA